AUGUUGGUCUCUUCUCAAGAAGCACGAGUGACAGGCUGGGUAUGCGCCGGGCUUGCUUUGGUCAUUCUCAUUGUCCGAGUCAUUGCAGCGAGGUUGAGACGUGGUUCAUUCGAUAUCAGCACGCCUAUCUGCACGACUGCUAUCCUGAUCAUUGCCGCUCGGGUAGCCGUCAAUCAGUUUGUGCUGAGUUAUGGGACCUCGAACGAUACCAUUAACGGCAAAGGGCAAUACUUCGAUUCUGACGACCUGGAGAAGAUCAAAGUCGGCAGCAUUCUAUCAUUGAUCGCGAGAUUAAUGGUAACGACGGUCUAUUGGCUGCAGUCAGCCCUGCUACUGUUGUUUUACUGUCGCAUUUUCGAGGUUCGAGCACAAUCGACAACCGCGCUCAUAAGAAUCUGUUGGGUCGCGUUGCCAACGACAUAUAUCGCCGUGGUCCUCGCCACCUUCUUGGAAUGCCAUCCUUUCAGCCUUUACUGGCAAAUCGAUCCAAAUCCUGGAAAAUGCAUAAAAGCAUACAUUCAACUGCUUACCCAAGGCAUCGCCAACAUCGUACUGGAUCUCCUGCUGCUGAUAAUUUCAUGUCCUCUCAUAUUGGUGCGGAAUCGGACUAUACUCGAGAAAAUACGGCUGGCAACUUUGUUCUGUCUCGGAUUCUUCUGUAUCAUCGUCACAUGCGUUAGGAUAGCCUACAUCUAUGCCGAGGACUCUUAUCAGCCCGUACGCAGUUUUUGGGCAUCGGUUCAGAUGCUGGUCUCAUGUUUCGUCGCAAACGCUCCAACGAUAUAUGGCAGUUUGCAGCUGAUCAGGCGACGGAAGACAGAGCAGACGACACGUCGGGGAAGUCGUCCGGAGCUGUGGCUGCAUCUGCACACAGCCGACGACAGCACCGCAAUCCCUAUUGCCCCAGUCCUGGAUCGACAGGGGACAGGGUCGUCCCAUAAGCCAGAGAAAACGUGGUCACGAUGGAUCCCAUGA
Messenger RNA from Exophiala viscosa, 975 nucleotides. RefSeq lists its product as uncharacterized. Bases 1 to 975 code for a protein of 324 amino acids. The transcript has a single exon. NCBI's taxonomy places the organism in Eukaryota, Fungi, Ascomycota, Eurotiomycetes, Chaetothyriales, Herpotrichiellaceae. The record is from RefSeq and is a predicted model, not a curated record.